AUGACCACCCUACUCACUACCACUCGGCCCGAUGCUCCCACUGUAACAGCAGUGCCAUCUACUGCCCAAACCACCCUUCAAACGACUCCUGCGCAAACGACGGCGAUCCACGCACCAACCGCCUAUGUCAACAUCAGCUGUUCCAAAUCAUACUCACUUGCUGAGGCUGCAGGUGUUGGCGUCGCUGCCGGAGCCAUUGUUGCUUCAAUCAUCGUUUUGGCCUUCAUCUUCAUUCGUCGCCGCCAGACCCGGGCCCGCAAGAUCUCGCCCACAGUCAGCCCAAACGUUCUCGUGACAGGACCAAUGGACCACAAUAGAGAUGAGUGGGAGAAGGAUCGCGAGGGAUCGAAGGAUGCUAUUGUGAAGGGGAACGGAAGCCUGAAGUACAAGGAGCCACCGAUGUAUACGAAGUUGGUAUAA
Molecule: messenger RNA, 420 nt
Organism: Hyaloscypha bicolor E
Lineage: Eukaryota; Fungi; Ascomycota; Leotiomycetes; Helotiales; Hyaloscyphaceae
Exons: 1
Coding region: 1-420 (139 amino acids)
Source: RefSeq, a predicted model, not a curated record